This is a messenger RNA of Labrus bergylta (ballan wrasse), 9753 nucleotides long. Lineage: Eukaryota; Metazoa; Chordata; Actinopteri; Labriformes; Labridae. The record is from RefSeq and is a predicted model, not a curated record.
AUGGCGUUAUUAAGGAUACACUCCUCCAGACUGACUCCAUUCCGUGCUCCAGUCGUCACCGUGAUGUCAGCUCACGUAUCCGGUCCGGAUCUUCCGGCCGCCCGGUCCUCUCCACUGAACUCCAACCCCCGCGCUCUCUAUCAGCAUCUCAUUCCUGUCUCAAUAUGUCUCAAGAUGGCGGCCAAUGCAGGAUCGAUGUUUCAAUAUUGGAAGCGCUUUGACUUACAACAACUACAGAAAGAACUAGACGCCACCGCCACACAGCUUGCCAACAGACAGGACGAGAGCGAACAGUCCCGGAAGAAACUAAUCGACCUGAGCCGCGAGUUCAAGAAGAGCACACCAGAGGAUUUUCGGAAACAGGUUGCCCCAUUGCUCAAGAGCUUCCAAGGAGAGAUCGAUGCAUUGAGUAAGAGAAGUAAAGAAGCAGAGGCCGCUUUCUUGAACGUGUACAAGAAAAUAAUAGAUGUACCAGAUCCUGUACCUGUGCUGGAGCUGGCUCAGCAGCUGCAGCUGAAGCUCCAGAGGAUGCACGACAUUGAGACAGAGAACACCAAACUUCGAGAGACACUGGAGGACUACAACAAAGAGUUUGCAGAGGUCAAAAACCAAGAGGUGACCAUAAAGGCCUUGAAGGAGAAAAUCCGCGAGUACGAGCAGACUCUGAAGAAUCAAGCUGAGAACCUGGCUCAAGAAAAGCAGCUCCAGCUACACAACGACUAUGCAGAGAAGGAGAGGAAACUCCAGGAGAGCCAGGACUCCAUGUCCUCAAGGUUGGAGGAGGCUGAACACAAGGCCCAGUCCCUACAGACAGCACUUGAAACAACUCAGGCCGAGCUCUUUGAUUUGAAGACAAAGUACGACGAAGAAUCUACAGCAAAGGCCGAUGAGAUUGAGAUGGUGAUGACUGACCUCGAAAGGGCAAAUCAGCGGGCAGAAGCAGCUCAGAGGGAGACGGAUUCGCUGAGAGAGCAGCUGUCCUCAAGCAGCCAAUCACAGCUGCUCAGCAGCCCUGCCAAGGCCGACCCCGACACGGAACAGGAUUCAGAGGGGGCAUCCCACUCAAAUCUGGAGGCGGAGCUCAGGGCCAAAGAAAGGGAGACCGCCCAGCUGGUGGAGGACGUCCAGAGACUGCAGGCCAGCCUUACCAAACUCCGAGAGACCACCAGCUCCCAGAUCACCCAGCUGGAGCAGCAGCUUAGCACUAAGACUGCCACUCUCAAGGAACUGGAGGAGAAACUGCAGAAUCAAGCUGACUACGAGGAGGUGAAGAAGGAGUUGAGUAUCCUCAAGUCUAUGGAGUUUGGCACAUCUGACUCUGUGCAGGACUCUUCCAAACCUCUGGAGGUGCUGCUGCUGGAGAGGAACCGCAGUCUUCAAUCUGAGAGCGCUGCUCUGCGCAUCGCCAACACCGAGCUCAGCGGGUCAGCCAGGCGAAAAGGGACAGAGGAGUCUGAACUGAAGGAGGAGACCAUGCCCAGCGACCCCUCUUCCUCGCCCCCUCCUCCUCCCCCCUCUCUCCCUUCCUCCUCCCAGCUCCCUCUGUCUCGCUCUCACACGGAUCCCCUCAACACUGCCACCACCACCAGCAGUGAAAUGCACCCUUUCACUCCUACGGGCAUUGGCCAGGACUUCUACUCCCCUGUGUUCCCUCUUGUGGGGGGUAAGAUGGCUUUGAACUCUCUGAUACAGCGGCAGCUGCUCCAGACCUUCUACUCCAAAGCAUUGCAGGAGUCAUCUGGAAUCCCCAGUGGGGCUCUACUGUUCACCCCAUUCACCCCCACCCUCAGCUCCAUCCCUACCUCCACACCUGGCUCUGGGUCUGCUGCCAUCCCUCUGGCAGCCAGCAGCCCCCAGCCACCCCCAGCCAGCCCAGACAUGGCUCCUGUUAACGGGAGCAGCACGGCUGGCAGCGCCCCAUCCCCGUCACCCAGCCACUCCGACGCCACCACGGGAAGUAUUCUGGACGGGGAGGAUAUGGACACAGCAGAGAUUGCUCGGCAGGUGAAGGAGCAGCUGAUCAAGCACAACAUUGGUCAGCGUGUGUUUGGCCACUAUGUGCUUGGACUCUCCCAGGGUUCAGUCAGUGAGAUCCUGGCCAGACCAAAGCCGUGGAACAAGCUAACCAUCCGGGGGAAGGAGCCCUUCCACAAGAUGAGGCAGUUCCUCGCCGAUGAGCAGAACAUCCUCGCUCUGCGCAGCAUCCAGGGACGGCAGCGAGGUAACAUUACAGCACGUGUCCGUACCCCAGAGGCGGGUUCAGAUGAGGCAAUCAAGUCCAUCUUAGAGCAGGCCAAGAGAGAGCUGCAGGUGCAGAAAGCUGACUUGUCGCAUGCCCAGCCUUCAUACACAGGACUGAAAGGAGGGGGUGGGGGCGGGAUAGGAGGCGGAGGGGGCAGUGGGUCAGAUGAGGCCAUCCGCUCUAUCCUAGAGCAAGCCCGCAGAGAGAUGGAGGCCCAACAGGCUGCACUGGAGCCCAUACUCAAAGCCUCGUCUUCCUCUUCAUCGCUAUCUCAAAGAGACCUCCUUACCUCCUCACUCACCGCUCCUCUCCCCCCUUACAACCCGCUGGCACUCUCCCUCAAGAAGCCGCACAGCUCCCUCUUAUCCUCGCCCUCUUCCCCGUCUCCCAUCCUGGACUUCAGCUCCAGUGUGAAGCGUGAAGGCCGGGGCUCUUCAGGGAUCGACAUGUCUACUGACGGCGCUCUCAGGCUGGGUCGGAGCUCCGAGGCAGCCCGCUCCAUGAGCUCUGGAGGGGUUGGCUACUGGAGGGAGCAGUGGUGGAGUAACAUGCACACGGACCCCCGCAGGGCUAUAGGCAACCAGACAGGAGAGGAUAACCACAACCAGGAGGACUCCAAAGAGGGAAUAUUGAGUGACAGUCUGUCUCGACACAAACCGUGGAACAAGUUGAACCAGAGGAGCCGAGAGCCGUACCUCCGCAUGCAGCCGUGGCUCAAUGGAGACCAGGGGCAAAAUGCACACAUCCAGCAAGCUCCCAACCAAGAGGGUACACCUAAGACAUCAGCGAGCUGCAGCCCCGCUCCAGAGUCGCCCCUCAGUUCUGCCGAGGAGUCUGUCAACGGUCUAACAGGGGAUCCACUCGCUUCACAGUCGUCCGGCCUCAAACCUCUGUCUGAGGAUCCCUCAGGUGGGGAGUCUCAGCCUGGCACCCCGCUGCCCCUGCCUGGUCAUUCGGGUCUCAGCAUCCAGGAAAUGGUUGCAAUGUCACCUGAGCUUGAUACUUACGCCAUCACUAAGAAGGUUAAGGAGGUGCUGACUGAUAACAAUCUUGGCCAGCGUCUGUUUGGGGAGACUAUCCUGGGUCUGACUCAGGGUUCUGUCUCAGACCUGCUGGCCAGGCCCAAACCCUGGCACAAGCUCAGCCUGAAGGGCAGGGAGCCCUUCGUUCGCAUGCAGCUCUGGCUUCAGGACCCACACAGUGUGGAGAAACUCAUGGACAUGAAACGCCUGGAGAAGAAAGCUUACAUGAAGAGGCGGCUCAGCUCCCUGAGUGACAGCCAUUCUGUGGACACUGGAUUAGUGGGGCAAGAUUACAUGCAAGGCUCCCAGAGCCCGGGACAGCAGCACCUGAAGAAACCCAGGGUGGUGCUGGGCCCUGAAGAGAAGGAGGCCCUGAAGAGGGCCUACCAGCAGAAGCCCUACCCCUCCCCCAAAACCAUUGAGGAGCUGGCCUCCCAGCUCAACCUGAAGACCAGUACUGUUAUCAACUGGUUCCAUAAUUACAGGUCACGUAUCCGGCGAGAGCUCUUUAUAGAGGAGAUCCAGGCAGCUGGAGGGAUGGGGCCAGGCAGUGAUGGGGGCUCCCCUUCACUCCGAGGUUCCAAAUCAGGAGAGGGGGACAGCUGCGAUGGGACAGAAUCUGAAGGCACAGCGGAGACACGGCAUGGACUGGGCAUGGGCCUGGAGGAUCACAGAGGAGAAUGCAAAGACCCCGACAUGGAGGCUGACUCUGAGGCAGGGGGCUCUAAUAACUCCCCUGCCCAACUAGACUGCACCACCUCAGGCUUAGCCGGGCCAGGCUCCAGCUGUGGACAGGGUGGACUGGGUCUCUUCAGCCUCACAGAGGCGUCCUCAAGUAGCUCUGCCUCUAGUACAAACAUCCCAGCCUCUGGCCCUGCCAGAAACCCCAGGGACAACAAUUUGCGCAAGAAGAAAGCAGCCAAUCUGAAUAACAUCAUCCACAGGCUGGAGAAGGCUGCCAGCAAAGAGGAUCCCUCAGAGUGGGAGUUCUAGCUCCCCCUGACCAUCCCUUGUCCCUUUUGUCUCAUAACCUCACGACCUCGAACCUUGGACCCCUCCUGCUCUGUUCCAGUUGGAGAGUGGACACAGCCAAAGUCAAGCUCAGCAGCCAUUUUUAUAAAAGCUUUCCCAAAAGAGGAAAGAAACAGAGUGGUUGGCAAAACCAUUAAAAAGAAGAUUUACUGAAUACCUAGAAGAACAAAAUAAGAGAACCUAUGUGUCUCUCCUUUUUUUUUUAAACUGAGUUUUGUUUUUGUACUGAGAAAAGCACUUAGCCGUCCUGCUGGCCUCUGGCCCUGCUGUACCUCCCCCCCUAUCACCAGCCACUGGUGCACCAGACUGGUUAGUCCUGAGCUGGGGUCUGACCCACAGCUAGGGUUGAAACCUGGACUCCGAACACAGGCAAGGCCUGACACAGCAGCUGUCACAGUGAUAGACACUGAUAGAUGAUAGAUAGAGACAGGAACUCUCUUACAAGAACUCUCACUUUCUUAAAGGAGAUUUUUUCCGCUCUUCUUCUCACCUCCCAAGUGUCCACAAACCUCCCCUCACUCAGUGAGACGCCUCAUUUUUCACACUGUAGAGUGACUGUUACAAACCCUUUGCCUUUUUCACUCACUGCGUGUGUGUGUGUGUGUGUGUGUUUGUGUGUUAGGGGUUGUGUCAGUGUGCACCUGUCUGUGUGUAUACACACCCAAAAAUGGUGUGUGUGCGUGUGUGUGCGUGUGUUCUCUUGUCAAUGGCAGCACGUUUUUCUUUUUUAUCUCACUCCUACACUCUCAGAGGGUAGUGUUUGCCCUGCCGGCUCAGCUGCCAUAGUUACUGAUAUAAGAAAGAUGAACUUUGACCUGUUGUGUCCCAUAUCCUAUCCUGCUGACAGCCAUGUGAUGGCCAGAAGGAUCUCUUAAUUCCUUACAAACACACGCACUCAUCUGAAGAGGAAGGACAGAAGGAAGGAACCCUCUUUUCGCCUCCUUAAACCCUUCUUUAAGGAUGAAGGAUGAUCUCUUUUUUUUCAUAUUGCAAUUUGGUUGCCAAUAAGAGAUUGCACAGUCUAUUGACUCUAAAGAGUACAAAAUAGGGAAUUUUAGGAAUCAUUUGUAAUUAGUACAAAAUAAGAGCAGAAAAUAAGAGAAUAACCAGUUACUGUUUAAAAAAAAUUAGAAAGGAAAAAUGUUGCAUUUUUGAAAUACGAUACGAUGAAUUCACGUAGUACUGUAGCUGUCUGACAUGGUGAUACUUUACGUGUCUCUUGUUGUUUUUAGGUUGUGAACGUCACAGCUUUUCACCCAGCACUGGACCUGCUGGGUGUGUGUGUGUGUGUGUGUGUGUUGGGAGUCUGUUUGUGUGUGUGUGUGUGUGUGUGUGUGUGUGGGAGUCUUGUGUGUCUGCACCACCAACAAAAUUUUCUCUGUUGACAAACACGUCUUUUUAUAGGACAAAUCAGGAAGAGUGUGUGAGUGUGUGUGAGUGUUUCGUGUGCAUUUGUAUUUGCCUGCAUGUAAGCCAGGGUCGAGGUCAAUUCACUCAAAUUUAAGUAGCAGAUUAUUAAUAAUGAAAUGUCUGACUGAAGAAGUAGGUUUAAAUGAAUGAAUUGCAAUGUACAGAUCGUGUUCAUCUGUACUCUGUGUCUGUUGCCGUCAAAGUGAAUUCACCCCCACCCUGAUGUGAGUAGUUAAACUCUCCUCCAGUCUCUCCUGUAUCCAGGGAUGUAAGUCUUUUUGCAUUGAAUUCUACUGUAUACACUACAAAUUCUAAGGCAUAUCACCUCCUCCCUGUCUCACACAAGCCCUCAGUGCCUGUCAGCCUACUGCCUCCCCUCUGUGUGUAUGUGUGUGUAUGUGUGUGUGUGUGUGUUUGUGUGUGUGUGUCUUAGCGUGGGUGCAUGUACACACACGCCUGUCAAUACAUGCGUGUGCACAAUGUGUGUGUGUGACUGAGGAGUGUUCAGUGUUUCCAAUGAGUGGGGUCAUAUUUCGUAUCUACUUGCACACACUACUAGUGCACAACUGACACCCUUCUUUAAGCUGUUUGAUGCGUUACCAUUUCAUUAAUCUUUUCACAAAGUAGUGUAAUACUAUGAUUUACUGUAGCUUGGUUUUAUUGCUAUUUUGCAUUUAUAGUUUGGUUUUUAUUCUGCUUAUUUAUAGGUGCUGUAUUUUUCAUUUAAUGUCUUAUCAUUUGAGUUGUCUAUUUUUUAAGGGAUUAUACUGUUCCUGAGGGCAAGUAACAUUUUUAUUAGACGUAUAGACUGCCGGCAGUAUUGGUUAAUAUUUACAAAGAUGUACUAGUUCUCAUUUGUUUGUAUAUUCAUGAAUCCUAAAGUUUAGUGUCAUUUCAAUAGCUUUGAAAAAUGUGUUUUGCUACAGUUCAUGCUCCCGUAAGCAUUAAGCUUUCACCACAACAGUUAUGCUCUUGAAUUGCUAGCUAGAGAAUCAAAAGGACAUAUCAAGAUCAGUGAAUAUAUUAUAGCAUAUCUUUUCUCCUGUUUUCUAUUCUCCAAUAAUGUUUUUAAUUUUUUGUCUCGGGCAAGCCCAACACUAACGCUCGACAGGGCAUGCAGCUUUUCUUUAAGGUAUAGUUCGCCCACUCGUUAUGAAUCACGUCAUCAACAGGUCCAAGUGUGUACUCUUCAUCAAACAGGUCAAAUGAAAUUACCUAAACAUGAGAUCACAUGUUAACUUGAAAGAGGUCAUAUCUGCCAAAUUGAGAUUAGAGAAGUGUACCAGCGAGCAGGAGUGCUACGCCACAUUGAACAGAUAGCCAGCCUAUGAUUAUGCAGAAUUUCUAUUGCAGUCCAUAACAAAGCACUUAUUAGGAUCGUUUUAAAGACGUACCUGGGACAGGGUCUGGAAACACUACAUCAGAGUACCAUCCCAAGAUUCUGGGAAAUGUAUGCCUUUUAAUUAAAAAACAAACACACAAGUGGUUGUGAACCAAGCACAGACUUCUAUUCGCAUCCUAACACUAAAAGUCAAACAUAAGAUAGCUGAAUCCAUGUCCUGCAUUGUAAACUGUAUUCUAAUACAGCAGCCCCGGUAUUCCUAUUGCAGAUUACUGUGUGACAAAACAGUCCAUUGUCUUGUACAGCUGUAGAUAUUCUGAGUUAACAGCCGUUUUUGUUUCUUUUCAAAACCUCCACAGUUGAUCCUUCAGCCUGCCCUUCCCCUUAUUGGUCAUGUAGAUGUAUCGGCAGCCUGUCAGACAAACUGAUAACCCCAUUGCACUGCGUUAAGAUGCAUUAGGUAAAAUUGGAUUUUCUAAUGGAUCUAAUAAUUGUAAACUUCUACAAACAUUGGCUCUUCCUGUGGACGACUGAUGUGAAACAUCUGUCUUCUGCAAACACUGAGGGCUUCUUGCCUUGUGUCGGACUGCUCAGACUGGACAACCGCAGUGUGUUUCAUGGUGAUGAAUAGCUACUGUAAAGUAUAAGCACUUAACCCAUUACCCGUUUUAUAGCCAGAUCCAUCAGCUCACCCGAACCAUGUGAGAUCAUCAGAUUUGUGCCUUUAACUGCCAAGCAGGGCACCAAACUAGUGAUGUCAUUAGAUGUCGAUGUUUUCACCUGAUUCGGUCAUAAUAUAUAUCCCACUCCUUGAUCCAAAUCCAUUUCUCAUUCUCUUCAUUUUGGUACUUUGAAGUCUCAGCUCUCCGGAGAGGGUUGUGUAUAAUCGCUGGAGUGCGGUGAAGCGUUUAAAAAAAGAAAAAAAAGAAAAAGGAACUUAAAGAAGAAAAAAUGAACUUGUGUAUUCUCAUGACUGACCUGUCGACUUGUUUUUCUGUCCGGGUCUUUUUUUUUUUUUUUCCCCCAGACAGUUGUUUUCCCACAAUGCAUUUCUUCCAUUGUACAUAAUCUAACUAGCAGCAAAAGGCCAGAGCAUUGAAUGAAGGAGGAAGCAUGCAGAAACAGCGUACACUGUAAUAACACUGAAUUUAUUCAUAGGGCAUUUUGUAUUUUUCUGUUUGUGUCAGGUUUGCUGUGACAUUAAUAAGUGGCACUACAGGUAUUGAUAAUGAUGUGUGCCAAUUGGAAUGGUUAUUUUGGAAAAGAGACGUGUAAAUACAGUCGAUCAAGUAGCUAUUGAGUCACUAUUGUCACAGUAUGCUUUUGUUUUGAAGGCAGGAGGAGAGAAGGGACGAUUCAGGACUUUUCCAUGAUCCACAGAUAUUUUUCUACAAAUUUAAAUCAGAUGAUUCUAUACACUGUUGAAUAACAUUGUAAAGGUGUAACAGAUGCUGUAUAUCAUAUCAUGUUUCUGAAGUUGUAAAGCUUUACUGUAUGAUCUGUUGAAGUACUGGUUGUUCAUUUGACAUAUUAGUUGUAAUGGAAGCCCGAACAGCAGCACUGGUCACCAUAUUCAGGAAAAAAAAAAAAGAAAAAAAGAGAGAAAAACCUCAGAUGUUUUUGUAAUACUUUUAGAAUAUAUCUUAUGAAGUGGGUUUUUGUACGGAAACACUUUCCGAAUCAGUGGUGCUGUAUGCAUAGCACACUCAGUAAUACAUACACACAUUAUACAGCACAAUACACUCAUCCUCUAAACCCCCCCAUCCCCCAUCCUUUCACUUUGACCUGCGUGCUUUUUUGUGUGUUUUUCGCUCACCUCUCACAUUGGCUCCAGCUAAUUUUUGAGUCUUAAACCAUGUCCUCUUCAUGCUUCACCAUACUAUUUAAACUCCCAGAGACGAACUCUGGAUCAAUAAAAACAUUUCAGCGAACGCUCGCAAGACUUAAAAAAAAAAAAAAAAAAAAGGAAAAAAAAAGAAGAAAAAAAAAGAGGAAGCAAAAAGCCAAAUAGUGAAAUAGUUCUCCACCUCUGUCGAAAGGUUGCUGACAGUUUCUCUGAAUGUUGCUACCUUGUGUCGUCGCUUCAGUUCACCCAUAGCUUAAACCACAGUGUAGUCUGACAACCAAAUGACCCCGGGGGGAGAGAUCCACCCCCCCCCCCCCCUACACACCGCCCCCUUACGGAAAGCUUUAAGAUGCUUGUUGAGGCUUUAGCGAGUACAGAGUGAUUUAGACGAUUUUUUUUUUCCAACCUGUCAUCAAGAACGUGGAAGUAAUAAUUUUCAUAACUUAUCCCACUGCUUUUCUUUUUUAUAUGUGAGUGUGUGUGUGUGCGUGUCCAUGUGUGUUGUAGUACAAAAGGCUGCAUGACUGUAAAGGGAUGGUUAAGAUGUUGUUUUUCUUUCUCAAAAGAUGUUUCCCUAGCACUUCUGUCACUCCUGAGAUGCUUUUUUUUCUCCUUUCGGGGUGUCCCUCCCCCUUUUGUUUCCUUAUGUAUCAUCGUUUCUUUAUCUUUCUAUUUACUAAACGUAUCAUGUUGUUCGUUCUCAGCACUGUAAAACAGUCCCUUCUACAACAUUGAAAAGCAAUAUCACUGUAUGAAACGUUCACAAUGUAUUUGUUAUGAUUGACAUUUGAUUCAUCAUCAUUAUUAUUCACAUGCACCCUAGGUGUGAUAAUUGAAGUAAAUCUCUUUUAUACAAAUA